Molecule: messenger RNA, 1505 nt
Organism: Zea mays
Lineage: Eukaryota; Viridiplantae; Streptophyta; Magnoliopsida; Poales; Poaceae
Product: putative RING zinc finger domain superfamily protein
Exons: 8
Coding region: 456-1223 (255 amino acids)
Biological process (GO): negative regulation of organ growth; protein ubiquitination
Molecular function (GO): ubiquitin-protein transferase activity; ubiquitin conjugating enzyme binding
Source: RefSeq, a predicted model, not a curated record
AAUACGUAGGAAAAAAAAACACUUCUAAUCUCUUAUGAUUCAUGAACCUGUCCCCACUACUAUGGCACUAUCCUGGCCGCCAUGCCCACUCCUGGUAUCCUAUGAUAUCAACCGCAUCCUCUAUUCCAGUUCUUCUCCACCUCGUCCUCGUGCCUUCUCGCCCGCCCCCCCAAAAUUCACCCGGCCACCCUCUACCACCACGUCGGCGCGGGUAGCAAGCAGUUGGUCUCAUCGUCCUCGCACCUGACAACGUCGCGGUUCGCGCUCUCGCCUCGUGCCGCGCGCCCAUUCCUCGCCCUCGUCUCCUGCGAGUUCCCACGCCCCCCGGUGCCGCCACCCCGGAGCCAGUCCUCGCCGCAUUGUUCCCCUCCUCCUGGUGAUCCCGCACCGCGCUGUGUCCGCUCCAUCUUCCUCCGCCGCCACGCUCAUCGCCGGUUCAUGUUUCAUCUUAAGGAAUGACCAGCAGUCGACAAAUGGAACUGCACUACAUAAACACUGGAUUUCCAUACACAAUCACCGAGAGUUUCAUGGAUUUCUUUGAGGGUCUCACUUAUGCUCAUGCUGACUUUGCUCUCAUGGAUGGCUUUCAGGAUCAGGGUAAUCCGUACUGGACAAUGAUGCAUACAAACUCAUACAAGUAUGGAUACUCUGGUUCUGGGAACUAUUACAGUUAUGCUCAUGCCUAUGACAUUGACGAUUACAUGCAUAGAACUGAUGGUGGGCGCAGAACAUGGGAUAACACUACACCUGUAAACAAUGUGGAUUCUGCCAAUGUUGUCCUGCAGGGUGGUGAAGCUCCCCGCACAACUGCAAAUACUACUAGUGAGGAUUGUAAGUUUGAAAACACAGGCAUCCAACAGGUACACCAAAGUCCGGGUAGUCCUCAGGUUGUUUGGCAAGACAACAUUGACCCUGACAAUAUGACAUAUGAGGAACUCUUGGAUUUGGGUGAGGCAGUUGGAACCCAGAGCCGUGGUCUCUCUCAAGAAUGCAUUUCAUUGCUUCCCAUCACUAAGUAUAAGUGUGGAUUCUUUUCAAGGAAGAAAACACGCCGUGAAAGGUGUGUGAUUUGCCAAAUGGAGUACAGGAGAGGAAAUUUGCAGAUUACGCUUCCAUGCAAGCAUGUAUACCAUGCCAGCUGCGUGACAAGAUGGCUUAGCAUAAACAAGGUAUGCCCUGUUUGCUUUGCUGAAGUUCCUGGCGAGGAUUCUCUGAGGCAAUGAUUCAUCAGUUGUGAUGCCACUAUGAAGUUGCUGCUCUGGGUACUGCGCCCCCAAUGGACGCAUGAUUUCUGCUUUGAAGGCAGCUUGUUGUCCCCACUUUAGAAUUGUGUAUUAGCGCCAUAUUACCAAAUAGGUUAUUACUUAUCAGAUGUAUUUAGGUAGUGUUUGGUUUCAGAAUAUGGUAGGAUGGAGUCACUUUGCUCCUAAUUUAUUGUUGUUUGAAUUGAUUUCAUGUAGGACAUAGUAACUCUAAAAAUGGAAAAACUAUGCUUAAAUACUGAA